Molecule: messenger RNA, 2653 nt
Organism: Monodelphis domestica (gray short-tailed opossum)
Lineage: Eukaryota; Metazoa; Chordata; Mammalia; Didelphimorphia; Didelphidae
Source: RefSeq, a predicted model, not a curated record
GUUCCGGCUCCGACUCCGCUCUCCCCGGCAGCCUGACUCUCUUCCAGGAGUGCAGACAGCCUCGGACCCCAGCUCCCGGGACGAGGGGUGCGCGGGAGCCGGAGCGAGGAACCAGCAGGGGGCGUCCCGCAGCCGAGACCCCGGCCUCGGACCCGGGACCGGCCAGCGCGCUCUCGCCGCCAGGGGGCGCUGCGGGACUGCCCCGGCCCGGGCGCCCCUUCCGCGGCCGGGGAGGGCGGCGGAGCUGGGGCAACGGCCGCGCCUGGGGCCAUGCGGGGCCAGGCCCGGAAGGAGAGUCUGUCCGAUUCCCGCGACCUGGACGGCUCCUACGAUCAGCUCACGGGGAACCCACCCAGGCCCACUAAAAAAGCGCUGAAGCAGCGAUUCCUCAAACUGCUGCCGUGCUGUGGCCCCCAGGCCCUGCCCUCAGUCAGCGAAAGCAAGUGCCCCCCCUCCUCUCCUUUUGUCCCGGGGAGUGUGGGGGGGAGAUCCAUGGGGAGAGAUAGCGUAGAGGAUGAGUUUGAAUUGUCCACUGUGUGUCACCGGCCCGAGGGGCUGGAACAGCUGCAGGAACAGACCAAGUUCACCCGAAAGGAGUUGCAGGUCCUUUACAGGGGCUUCAAGAACGAAUGCCCCAGCGGCAUCGUUAACGAGGAGAACUUCAAGCAGAUUUACUCUCAAUUCUUUCCCCAGGGAGACUCCAGCACUUAUGCCACCUUCCUCUUCAAUGCCUUUGACACCAAUCAUGAUGGUUCUGUCAGCUUUGAGGAUUUUGUAGCUGGUCUGUCAGUGAUUCUCCGAGGAACCAUAGAUGAUCGGCUCAAUUGGGCCUUCAACCUGUAUGACCUCAACAAGGACGGCUGCAUCACCAAGGAGGAAAUGCUGGACAUCAUGAAGUCCAUCUACGACAUGAUGGGCAAGUAUACUUAUCCUGCCCUUCGAGAGGAGGCACCAAGAGAACAUGUGGAGAACUUCUUCCAGAAGAUGGACAGAAACAAAGAUGGUGUGGUGACCAUUGAAGAGUUCAUUGAAUCCUGCCAGAAGGAUGAGAACAUCAUGCGUUCCAUGCAGCUCUUUGACGACGUCAUCUAGCUUGAUAUAAAGAAGGGUUUUCAUGUGCUGGGGGAAGCUCCUGGGCCUCCCUGCCCAGAUGGACCUCACUCUUCUUUUCCCAAGUCUAUCUCCAGCCCCUAUCCUGUGCCAGCAGGGGCCCAGGAAACCCCCAGGGGUUGCUAGGAGACCAUGCUUAGGGGACUGUGACCCCUUUGGGGUAUCUGGGUUCUGAGGUAAAAGAGGGUGUGUGGCUAGAGGCUGGGAAAUAGGGCAGAAUCCUGAAGUAGUAUUUGGAAGGGUCCAAGGCUCCCAAAUAGCUACCCAGGUCCCCAAUCUAUUCCACAUGCUGUGAGCCUAUUGCCCCUGCCUUAGGGUUUAAUGUAGGAACCAAAUAAUUUCCCCCAUUCCCAUUGUACUCAUACAGUAGAAGCCAACAAUGACCCUGCUGUGGUGCUUCCCCAAACCAACCAAUCUCACAGGGACCUCCCCACUGGGCACUUUCAGAGGAACCUCUAUGAAAUCCUAAUAGUAAGGGGACUCAGACUAUAGCCUAGGAUCUAAGCUAGCCCAUCAGGGUCCUCUGUAGUGGAGGUUAAAAAUUAACCCCAAGAAGCCUCCUUGCUCCUUUAGGGGACCUGAUUGGGAAUACUCUGUCUUUUAGAGAACCUCUGAUCCCUGCCUCUCUGGAAAGAAGAGGUGGGAAAUCCUCAAAGGUCCUAUAAUAUACAUGCAUGGGAAGAUAUGCCCUCUUGGACAGGAACCUGGGAUUCUGGAUACCUAUAUUUCCUGUUUUGAUAUUCUCCUAGGAUUCUCCAUGUAUUUCUUCUUCCCUCUGUUUCCCUGGGUAUGAUGGUGGUGAGUGUAGGGGUAAGGGUACUACAGACAAAAAAAGGUCUAGGAAUGACCAAGCAGGAGUCCACUGAGGUCCUCUUGCCUCUUCCUGUAUCCUUUCCUGUCAGAUUUACACAUUUUUACAGGACCAACUAGUGGAGAACAUUCCCUAAGUCCUAGGGAUGACCUAAGGAGACAGGGGAAGACAGUCAAGGCCUUUCAGAAUUUGAGAUCCCAAAAUAAACACUAUCACAGAAUUAGAGAUGCCAAAGCUGGGUGUAUGGGGCUGAAGGGGUAUGUAUGCAGCAUUAUCAGUGGGACCCUCAUUCUUAUUGCUUGUCCACUCCUCUCCAGCACAGCUCAAUUGCUUCCUUCCCAAGGAUCUGCUCUACUGCUUUGCCUUUUAGGAGUCAGGGAGCCCUAAUAUUCUCAACAGGAAACUCUUGUUGCCCCAUCACAUCCUACUUAGAAAGUUUCUUCCCCCAUCCCCAAACUCCUCAGGCAUCCUCCCUUCUGAUACAUGGGAAGAAAGGAAUCUGCAAGCCCUGGCCUUGCCCCUAUCUCUGGACCUCCACUCCUACAAUGUCUCAACUUGUCCUGGGUAGCUCUGCCCUCUCCGCCAGCAGUGAUCUGAGGGGUUGGGGGGAAAAUAGCCUCCUUCCUCCCCUGACAGAGACUUGGUUGUUACUGCUUUGCAUUUUCAACUCUUGUGUAUAUUUUGUAAAAUUAGGAACCCAGAGAAUCCAAUAAAACACAAUGGCUAUGCAUA